UAAGCGGUUUUCUUUGUGGCGAACUUGCCAUAUUAUAUGCAGUUGCCCUGCAGAUCGAUAGCAAAACAAACAGAACGCAAUAGAGACGAAAUAGUUUCACAUGUUUUAACCAAUCAUAUCAAUCUCCCCUUUGUGCGUCAGAGCCCGCAAUAACUGAGAAGACGAGUUUUAUCAACUUAUGGAACAACAACUGUUUGAUUAUUAAAUAUUUCCUGGCGAAUUCCAUCACGCUAUACGAUUCACGAAAGCCACUUGAAAUGUACGUUUUAGACAGAAGGCAUCCGUCCUCCUGUUUCGCUUCAUUCACAUAUCUCAACGUGUUUCUCUGUCGUUUUUUUAUAGACCUUUAUGUUCACCGAACAAUCGACAACAGCUGCAGAGGUGGGUUUUGCGCGUUGACAAGUAAUUUCCUCAUCAAAGUGUCGUUUACACUCGGUUGUGCGGUAGCCUGUUAUACCAGCGCACUUUACUUAAUGCGGUCAAGCAACCCGAGCGUCCCUCUCAUCCGUAAAAACAGCCGUGAAUACCGAGUUGCUUAACCUAGUUAGCGUCAGUGCGCAGUACGUACAAAGAAGAAGAAAGCGUGAUAAAUGGUCUUGUUAAAGAGUAGGACGUAUUGUGGGUUCGUGUUGAUACAUUAAUACCUCAUUUCGCCGCCAUUAGAUCCGCACAUCAUUUCUAAAACGUUUCUACUUUCUGUGAAUUCAUUUAAAUGAUGAACUUUAACUUGGCAAAUGCGUAAUAAGUUGGGUAAUUUAAAGCUCUUUGAAAAUGAUGCAUAACUUUAUUUUUAUCAAAGUUUUUCAAAUAGAAUAAAUAUAAAGAAAAGGCUUUUUAUGGCUGGUAUAUGCCAGCAGUGAAAUGGGAGAAAGCCGCGCGAGAUCCUUUUUUUUGUUUAUGGCGUAAAUCUAAAUGGAGAAAACAAGACUGGUCUGACAAGAAGGAAUUGACAGGAGGAAGAUUUAAAGUUUCCAAGCUGACUUAAUAGGAUCCCCGAAUAAAAAGAGAAAAGAUAUAAUUACGCACAUACACUUGAAGAUAUUGUGAUUAUGCAAAUGUACAAGAGUAUAUGCUUGCUAAUUAAUAACCAGCGAUUUAAGCCAGAUAACCGCCAGCGCCCGCCAGUGUCUACCAAAUCUAAAAAAAAAAAAAAAAAAAUUUGAUUGACGUAGUCUGAAAGCACAUUAGACUCUAUUUGAGAAAAAAAUUCAAAUAAAGUAGAGCGCAACUUUCACGUGGGUCAGUGAUCCCGAGGCCUGGAGCUCUGACGAAAUCCCUCCCGAGUUGGUAUAUUAUUCCAGUUCAAUCGGAUCAUAGCUGGCAUUUGACAUUUCAUUUUAAUAAAGAAACGGCUAAUAAUCGAGCACAUUUGUUUAAAAAAUAAACAAACAUUUGGCUAGAAAAUCGGCACUGGGUCGAUAAUACUUCAAAGUAGAACAAGAGCUCAUUGGCAUGAACGUCAUUACUGAUGCCACGAUAAAUUUUCGGGCGGAUCAGAAAGCCUAAAUCCAGAUAGACCCCAAAGACUAUUAUGUGUGUAUACGUGAUACUGAUGGAUUGAUGGCGAUGUUAACACUUGGAGGAAGCAUAUAUAAAUAAUAAUCAAAAAUCUGUUUCGCCAUGAAAGGGCUACAUGUAUCCCGUGUGUGGAGGGUUUGAAUCCGCAAAAAAAAAAAAACAUAUAGACCAAAGUUUGAAUAGGGCGAAUCAACAAAAGGCACUGGCGUAAUCUUGAUGGUCGUUUCCUUCUCAUUUUCACGCACUCACUCGUCGUCGGUUUGAUGAUGAAUAAACAGACUCUGGUGCUCGACUGUCGCACAUAUCAAAAGAAGAGGGGGGGAAAGCGCAAAACAAGCUUUUGUUGAGCCUUAUCAAAGUCGGUACCACUCUCUUCUGCUUCCUCUUCUUCUUCAACCAGCAGCAGUAGCAGCAGCAUAGAUUUUCCAUUUUCUCCCGUUUCCUUCCUUCUUCUUUAGUUUGUUUUUCUUUGCCUUUCUCUCCCCCUUUCUUGGGUGAACAAGCUUCUCUUCCCUCCAUCCCUUUGUCGUUCUUCCUCACCCGAGAGAUUCGGGAACCGAUCGAAGAUCCUUCCCCCUCCCCCUCCCUACUGCUCCUUAUAUAUACGCCGCUGAGCCAAUCAAUCCCGCUCAUGUUAUAGCCUAGCCGCCCCUUCUGCUAACGGCAGCAGAAGAAGAUGGAGAGAGACGAAAGGAGGUGGAUGGAGGGGGGGAAAUGUAUAGAGACAUGGAUAAACGUAAGGAGCCGUUCUCCUUAUACACACAAGGAGCCGAAGAAGAAGAAAAAAACAAACAAUCAGCAACUCGUCUGCUGCUGCUCCUGAGCUCCUCGAAACUCUAUCGGACCGGCUGCACAGCAUCCGUCUGCUGCGCAUGUCCGUGCUGUCGGGAGUCCCGCAAAAGCAGCCAGUCCUGGCAAGCCGGAAUAGGAGCUGACGUGGGGGGGGGGGGGGGGGGGGGGGGGGGGAGAUCUCGAGAGCGCACGGACCGCUCAAUAUCGGUUACACGGGCCGGAAGUCGGACGAGAGCCUCAUCGCGCAGUGUAGGGUUUGCUCUAGCCACAAGCGGCCGCAUCAUGUUCUUGACGUCAGUUUCACUUUGAUUUGACUCAACCCCCGUCACACACGUCGCACCAUCUCCCACCCCUCUCUUUGGGUCUCCCAGCUGCCCAUCUCUUUUCGAGUCACUCUCUCUCUCUCUUUCUCUCUGUAAUUCUCGCAUUCCUUUUUAAAUUGUCCCGAACCAAUUUCAUUCCAUCGGAGAGCACAUAUACGCGUUACACAGCAACGACAAAUCGGAAGAUUGUGCAAUUCUUAAGAGUUGGUGCUGGUCUGUUGGCCGGCCAGUGGUGCUGCUGGACCGUUUUGGCUUUGUGUGUGUGUGCGUGUAUGUGCUCUCCAUUGCAAUUGCAUUUGGAAUAGUCGAUCCUAGAAAAGAAGGAAAAAAAGGGGGGGAAAGAUUGCGUUGCAUCGAUCCAUCCAUCCAGGGCGAGCAUCAGCACCGAGCGGGAGAGAAAGAAAGAGAGAGAGAGAGGAGAAACGUAUAGAGAGACGUAGCGGGAGUGGGUGGGAGGGGGAACGUGAAAGCGGGCGGGAAGAAGAAGAAGACGACGGGGGGAAGGAAAAAUGGCCUCGCAAUUCUUCAGCCGGUUAAAUAUGGCCGUUCCGCCCAUCGGAGCGUCUUUAGGAGCCGCCUGGACAUCAGUGCGAUCGGCUCUGCCGGAUUCUUGCCUCAACAGCCAGCCGGAUGAGCAGCUCCACUUUGCCAAAUUCGGGCGGAAGCCCAACGACACGGAGCUGUCGACUCUGCAGAACAACGGAGCGGAGGGCAAUUUCCAGCGGGUCGACUCGAUCGGCGGCGACGACGAGAGCUGCGGCGGAGGCGAAUUUGGCAGCUCCAGGCACAAGAUCUCAGAGUGGCAGGCCGGAUGGAACGUGACCAACGCCAUCCAGGGCAUGUUCGUCGUCUCGCUGCCGUACGCCGUCCUGCACGGCGGCUACUGGGCCAUCACGGCCAUGAUCGGCGUGGCCUACAUCUGCUGCUACACGGGCAAGAUCCUGGUCGACUGCCUCUACGUCACCAACGAGGAGGGCCAGCUGGUGCGGGUGCGCGACACUUACGUCUCCAUCGCCGAGGAAUGCUUCGGCCGGCGGGUGGGCGCCAGGAUCGUCAACACGGCCCAGAUGAUCGAGCUGCUCAUGACCUGCAUCCUCUACGUGGUCCUGUGCGGCGAUCUGAUGGUGGGCACCUUCCCGGACGGCGCCAUCGACACCCGAUCCUGGAUGAUGAUCUGCGGGAUCCUCCUGCUACCGUGCUCCUUCCUCAAGAAUCUGCACCACGUCUCGACGCUCAGCUUCUGGUGCACGAUGGCUCACGUGGUCAUCAACGUCAUGAUCAUGGGCUACUGCCUCCUGCAGGCCGCCACCUGGGGAUGGUCCGAAGUCUCCCUGCGCAUCAACAUCGUCACGUUCCCCAUUUCCCUGGGCAUCAUCGUCUUCAGCUACACGUCGCAAAUCUUCCUGCCGGCUCUCGAGGGCAACAUGAGAGACCCGUCAAAGUUCCACUGCAUGCUCAACUGGAGUCACAUAGCCGCCGCCGUCUUCAAAUCGCUCUUCGGCUACGUCGGAUUUCUCACCUGGCAGGCAGACACCAAGGAGGUCAUCACCAACAAUUUGCCCACGCAAGGCUUCAAGGGCGUCGUCAACUUCAUUUUUGUCGCCAAGGCGUUGCUGUCGUACCCUCUGCCUUAUUACGCCGCACUGGAUCUGCUAGAGAGAGCCUUCUUCAAAGGACGUCCAGAAACGACUUUCCCUCGCAUGUGGUCGCUCGACGGCGAGCUGAAAGUCUGGGGCUUGGCCCUGCGCGUCGCCCUGGUCGUCUUCACGGUCGUCAUGGCCAUUUCCAUCCCGCACUUCGCCAUCCUGAUGGGCUUCAUCGGCAGCUUCACGGGCACCAUGCUCUCCUUCAUCUGGCCGUGCUAUUUCCACCUCAAAUUGAAGGGACCCACUUUGGAUUGGGGCACCGUCGCCUACGAUUGCUUCGUCAUCUUCCUGGGCGUCCUCUUCGGCGUCAUUGGCAUCUACUACUCGUUCCGGGCCCUGGUCGAGAAAUUCCAAAUCGGCUUGCCCUUUUAAAAGGGAAAAAACAACAACAGAGAGCUCUGAGUUGUGUUCACUCCAUUGUCUUCCAAGCUAAACAAACAAACAAACAAUUAAUGAACAUGUGAACCCAAGUCUUCCAAGAAAUAAUGUGUUUUAGACAUAGAGUUAUACCUUUUAGUCAUGAAUAGUUGAAUAGGUUUCACUUCCAUCGAUAAGAGAGAGAAAAAAAAAACGUGUGUGUCGCUUUGAUGUUUUAUUUUGCAAACUGAAAAAAGGAUAUAUCGUAACCAAGUCUUCCAAACUCAAGAGUUACCUUCAAUUAAAUACUAGGGAAUUCAGUUCAUUUCAUUUUGUUUCUCCUGUAAUGAAAAAAGCUAAAAUCGACAAAAACAUUUUACUUCAUUGACAAAUGUUGGCGGGCCACACGGCUAAAUGUUGAACCCCAUUCCUUUGAUUGUUUAAACCUUUUUUAAAUCCUCGUAUUUGUUAUUAUUCAGGCCGAUAUCUUUUCUAAUGCGGUCGUCAUAUCAGUUCCAACUACAAAAAUAAAAUAAAAUAAAAAUAAUUUGUGUGAUAAGGUCGGCGAGAUAUGUCCCCAUUCCGCUUCACGUGUUCUGCCCCCGUUGACAGAAAGAGUGCGUUCGAAUAGUUGAUGAUUUCGGCAUUUCAAAUUAAAAAUUCCAUUAGCAUUUUGUACUGAAAAAGAAAAAUAAUAAUGUUUUUUUGAAUGAGAUAAGAAUCCAACGUCUUCCAGACAAACUGUCGCGAUCUCUCUUUCUAUCUCUCUCCGUUUUCUCUGUAUAAUCUUCUUCUUUUAGUCGUCGGCCAUCACAGUUAACUAAUCAAGUCUAACCGGUUGUAAGAAAACUGUCGACAAAGAUUUCAAACUCACAGCAUAUCAAAUCGCUAUGAGGCGAUGAGCUCUAACUUUCCAAAUGUCUUCCAAUUUGUGCGCUUUGAGAUGUUUUGUUCCUGCCCCUUUUUACUUCUAUAUUAUCCUCCUAAUACCAUAUCAAUCGGAUGUCUUCCAGACUUGUACAACCUAUCGAGUAAUAUGGAAUCGCUAACAAGUUGUGUAGUUGUUUGUCAUCAACGUCAAAAUAUACACGUUAGUUUGAAUGUA
This is a messenger RNA of Daphnia pulex (common water flea), 5741 nucleotides long. RefSeq names its product vesicular inhibitory amino acid transporter-like (gene VGAT). Gene Ontology annotation, molecular function: amino acid transmembrane transporter activity. The coding region runs from base 3143 to 4651 and encodes 502 amino acids. The transcript has 2 exons. NCBI's taxonomy places the organism in Eukaryota, Metazoa, Arthropoda, Branchiopoda, Diplostraca, Daphniidae. The record is from RefSeq and is a predicted model, not a curated record. Gene Ontology annotation, cellular component: vacuolar membrane. Gene Ontology annotation, biological process: amino acid transmembrane transport.